AAGAUGGCGUACCAUGGCGGAUCAUAUAUAUAAUGUGCUGAAACUCGACAUUUACAUUUUUCUUCAACAUCCGGGCCGUAUCAUUUAAGAAUAGUUGCACUCGUCAGUGGACACAAUUCGCUUUCCUACAUGUCACCGCUUCGCCGAUGAUUCACAUCCGUUGUUCUGUAUGUGAGCACUUGAAAAUCUCGUACCAGGACGCUCGCAUGCACGAGGUACAUGCUCCAGAUGCAAUUUCGAAUUCGAAUAUCUGCGAAUUCGUGUUUUAUUUAUUUGUUAAACCAUGUCUAACCUGAAGACACAUCGAUCCUGAUCUUUGAAUUACCGCUUGGAACAUAGUUUUAUCGUUGGACAUCGCAGAGAUAACCUUAUCGCCUGGUACAAAUAUCUGAAUCUCUCUCUCUUUCUCUCUCUCUCUCUCUCAAUUUACCAAUGAUUCGUUGGAUUAUUUUGUAAUUUUUAUCAUGAACGCAAAAACAAACGCAGACGUGUCCUAUUUGACUUGUCAGAUAAAUGGAAUAAAAUAUAUUUUGCAAACUAUACCAGACACAAGUGUAAAAGAUGCAAUAUCUAGCGAAGAGCAAAGUAUGGUUGACGUUGUCAAAGAAACUGAACUAAUGAAGGAAGAAUCAUUUUCUUUAGCUUCUUUGGAUGGAGAAGUAUGGUAUGCAUUGCAAAAUGGAAUGUUUCAAGAACUGAACAUCAAUCCAUUUGUCGAUCAGGAGAAUUAUCAUGAAAAAACACUCUUAGUGCCAAAAGAUAUGGAAAGUUGCGGGGACGAAUACAUCAGCAAUGAAAACAUAAUAUUUGAAGAUGCAAAUGAACAAGCUGAGGAACAAUAUGAAGUUGUUACGGAUAAUUCAGAAAAGGACUUCCUUGUAGGAAAAGACAACGUUAAUGCUAAUGACUUUGUGGAAGUUGUGACUGCUUUCAAAUGCAAAAUAUGUACUUACACAACUCAAGAUAAGAUGCAGCUAUUAGACCACUUUCAAAACGCACACAUAAAUCCUACUGUAGAUAUUGAGCCAAAAGAAGAAUCUAAAAAUACAAGUGAAUCGAAAUUAGUUUACAUGUGUGGGGAAUGUUCUAACUAUUAUUCUUCUAUUGAGAGCUGCAGAGAGCAUAUGAUUGAAGAUCAUCAACUAACGGAUACUGUAUGUCAACUUACUGAAAAUAAAUCUGAAAAAGGAAAUUUGACAGAUCUAACAAGCUCCGCUUUGGUUACCGAACAUGUAGAAGAACGUGACGAGAGCGACGAAGUAAAGCAUGAAGUAAAAAUAUCAAAAACCUUAAGCUCGGAAUACAUACUCAACAAAAAGAUGAUCGAAUUGACGGAAAGAACUGUAAAAUGUGAGUAUCGUGGUUGCCCAUAUAAAUUUCCCUCGGAAGAAAUCAUGCAGCAGCAUGUCUUAUGCCAUAUAGAAUCUCAAACUGUGACGGCAUUCAAGUGUAGCGUUUGUCGUGAUACAAAGUUUACAAAAUGGCGCCAGUGUAGCUUACAUUUGUGGAAGAAGCAUGGUAUUGACAUAGGUUUGUUCACCUGUAAAAUAUGUAAAGCUUACAAAAGCGCUACCAUGGUAAAACUCUUAACGCACAUGAGGGUACACAGUGAGACUCGGGAGUACGAGUGUUCUGAAUGUGGCAAGUGUUUCAAGCAAGCCAGUCAAUUGCGCAAUCAUCGUGUAAUGCAUUUAGAUCGUAAAACACUAGAAGUAACGCGAUGGUACACUUCUAAGAAAUGCGACACGUGCGGCAAGACGUAUGCAAAUUCAAAAUGUUUGAAGAAUCACAUUCAAGCUGUGCAUUCAAAAUUACGGCCGUACGUUUGUAACGUUUGCGGGCAUGCUAGCGCGAGAAAAGCGAUGUUACAAAUGCAUUACCGUCAACACACAGGAGACAAACCCUUCAGUUGCGAGAUUUGCGAGUAUAAAACUGGAGAUCACAAUACCUUACGGCGACAUAUUAUGCAACAUACUGGUUUCAGACCUUAUAAGUGUCCACAUUGUUCGUAUACUGCGAUACAGAGCAGUAGUUAUAAAAAUCACUUAAAAUCCAGGCAUCCCUUGCUGUCUGGUUUAUUCACAUGCGAGUUAUGUCCUUUUAAGACAGUAAAGAAUGAGAGUUAUAUUCAGCAUUUAAAAGAUCAUGAAAAGGGUUUGAUCAAACAUAAUGUACAGAAGAAAGACAGUGAAAAUGUCGAAGUGUUUCCCGGCAAUAUCGCAGCGGCGCAAUUGAUUUAUAGUUGUUUAGGCGCUUUCUCGAAAGUCGGAGAUACAUUAGAAGCUAAUUUGAUGUCUUCCUCAACAUCCGCUGAUGGCACUUCACAAACAAUCACGAUACAAAUACCGUCGAAACAUCUUGAAGGUUCACUGCCAACCAGAGAAACUAUGUACAAAAGUAAUUCUACGAUCGAGCAAGACGAUGACGAGACGAUGCAUUGCUUCUUAAAAAUCCCUAGAGAAGAGGAAGAGAGCAUAGAUACUGGUGGCAUAACGAUACCCGCAGAACCCGAAGAAGCGAGCGUGACCAUUGACGUUGACACAUGAAAUGUACAAUCAUUAUAAACUAUUAAAUUUACCUUUGAUAUGUCCAA
Molecule: messenger RNA, 2593 nt
Organism: Dinoponera quadriceps
Lineage: Eukaryota; Metazoa; Arthropoda; Insecta; Hymenoptera; Formicidae
Product: zinc finger protein 84-like
Exons: 7
Coding region: 465-2546 (693 amino acids)
Biological process (GO): regulation of transcription by RNA polymerase II
Cellular component (GO): nucleus
Molecular function (GO): DNA-binding transcription factor activity, RNA polymerase II-specific; RNA polymerase II transcription regulatory region sequence-specific DNA binding
Source: RefSeq, a predicted model, not a curated record